This is a messenger RNA of Hydra vulgaris (swiftwater hydra), 2700 nucleotides long. Its product is annotated as H(+)/Cl(-) exchange transporter 5. Gene Ontology annotation, molecular function: voltage-gated chloride channel activity. Lineage: Eukaryota; Metazoa; Cnidaria; Hydrozoa; Anthoathecata; Hydridae. The record is from RefSeq and is a predicted model, not a curated record. Gene Ontology annotation, cellular component: early endosome; plasma membrane; Golgi apparatus. Gene Ontology annotation, biological process: chloride transport; transmembrane transport.
UAAUAAAAAGUUUUUUAUUAAGUUACAUAUUUUAAAUAGUUUUUACUCACUUUGAGAGUAAAAAAGCUUUUUUACAUGGAAGAAGAAAUACCUAUACACAUUACACGUCACCAUGCUGGGACAAAUGAUGAAGAUAUGAUACUUCAGAGUAAAAGUAAUCCAUAUGAUGAUUUAUGGCAAUAUAAAUCAGAAGCAGAUGAUUUAAAUAAAUACGAUGACUUUCACACUAUUGACUGGUCCAGAGAUCGCAUGAGAGAUAGAAUGAGAUAUCGAAAGGUUGAAAAAAUGAAACAUGAAGGAACUCGAACCGAGAAAAUUAAAGGUUUUUAUGAUGCUUUUUCUGGAUGGCUAAUUGUGUUUCUGGUUGGUAUAACAACUGGCUUUGUAGGUGGUGUGAUAGAUAUAGGCGCAGAUUGGAUGAACGAUAUAAAAGAGGGAGUUUGUAAAAAUAACUUUUGGUUCAACAAAGAAACUUGCUGUUGGAGUUCAGUUGACCCAUUUGGUGAAGAUGGUUGCAAAGAUUGGCUAACAUGGUCAGAAAUAUUUGGAGCCAAAAAACCUUAUGCCUGCAAUUACUUUAGCUAUACUUUUUUUGCACUCUUAUAUGCAUCGCUUGCAGUCUUUCUUGUAAAAUUCUUUGCACCAUAUGCAAGUGGCUCCGGUAUUGCAGAGGUAAAAACAAUUUUAGGAGGAUUUGUAAUAAAAGGGUUUCUUGGAUGGUGGACCUUGAUUAUUAAAAGUGUAACAUUAAUUUUAUCAGUUUCUACUGGACUUAAAUUAGGACAAGAAGGGCCAAUGGUACAUGUUGGUGCAUGUAUUGGAAAUGUUAUUGUAAGACUCUUUCCAAAGUAUUAUGGGAAUGAAGCAAAGAGAAGAGAAGUUUUAUCUGCAGCAGCAGCAGCAGGUGUUUCAGUUGCAUUUGGUGCACCUGUGGGGGGAGUACUUUUUAGCUUAGAAGAGGUCAGCUACUAUUUCCCACUUAAGACAUUGUGGAGAACCUUUUUAUGUGCAAUGAUGGCUGCGUUAACUUUAGGUUACAUGAAUCCAUAUGGAAAUGGUCAUCUUGUUGUAUUUAACAUAAAUUAUCGCAAUCCUUGGCAACUAUUUGAAUUAAUCCCAUUCAUUUUAAUUGGCAUCUUUGGAGGAUGUUUUGGUGCAUUCUUUAUAAAGUUUAAUAUAAUGUGGUGCAGAAUUAGAAAAACUACAAGACUAGGGCGUUAUCCCAUUAUUGAGGUCUUUGUUAUUACAAUUUUUACUUCUUUAAUAUCUUACCCUAAUGAAUUUACAAGAAUUUCAAUGAGUCGUCUAAUUUCUGAGCUUUUUCAAAAUUGUGGACCUGAUGAUACAAGUCAUCUUUGUGAUUAUGUGUAUAUGACAAAUGUAACUCAAAAUGUAAACAGUGAAUACUAUCCGCACAGAUCAUUAGGACCAGGUGUCUAUGAAUCAAUUUGGAAAUUAAUUUUAGCUGUUAUAUUAAUAUCUGUUAUGUCUGUGCUCACUUUUGGAAUUAAGGUCCCUGCAGGGUUGUUUGUUCCCAGUCUUGCUGUUGGAGCUUGCGCAGGUCGAGUUUUUGGCAUUGGAAUGGAAAUUCUUGUAAGUUCGUAUCCAAAUUUUUUUCUUUGGUCAAGUGUUUGCUCAAAAACCAAGAAUCAUUGUAUUUUACCUGGUUUGUAUGCAAUGACUGGUGCUGCUGCAGGGCUUGGUGGGGUUACUAGAAUGACUGUCACCUUGGUUGUCAUUAUGUUUGAAGUGACAGGAGGUUUAACUUAUAUAAUUCCAUUUAUGGUUGCUAUAAUGACAUGUAAAUGGGUCAGUGAGGCUUUUGGGCAAGAUUCUGUAUAUAUUGAACACAUUCGGUUAAAAGGUUAUCCUUAUUUGGAUACUAAGGAAGAAUAUACAAAUCCUAGUCUUGCAGCUGAUGUCAUGAAUCCUAGGCGAUACACAGAACCUCUCACAUGUAUAACAAAGAGUGGUUUUACUGUCAAGGAUAUUGAGGAUCUGCUUGAAGAGAAUAAAUAUAAUGGUUUUCCUGUUGUUGUAAGUAAAGAAACACAAAUACUAUCUGGCUUUGUUACAAGAAGAGAUCUGAAGGUUGCAUUACAGUAUGGCAAGAUGCGUUGUGAAAACUUUGACUCUACUACUCAAGUCUAUUUUACAAAACACCCACCAGUAGAUGGACUCAACGAACAUCAAAGUACUCUAAGUUUCAGACAUAUUCUGGAUGCUAGUCCAUUUACAGUAACAGACUCCACACCAAUGGAGAUAAUAAUAGAUAUGUUUCGGAAACUUGGAUUGCGUCAAGUCCUUGUUACACAUGGAGGGAAACUCCUUGGGAUCAUUACAAAAAAAGAUGUUUUAAGACAUAUUGCACAAAUAAAGAAUUUAGACCCAGGACACAUAUUGUUCAAUUAAUAAUUUAUAUUCCUUUUAUAAUUUUAUAGGUUUUUCUAGAAAUCGUUAGAAUUGAAUUACUGCAUGAUUAUUAUUUUUUUUAAUUUUGCAUAUAGAAACUGAAAAUCAAAAACAAUUGUCACUUAUUUUUUGUGUCAAUUUUUAUGUCGAUUGUUUUAAUGAGUAAUACUAAGUCUUAUUUGCAAUUUUUUUUUUUUUUUUUUUUUUUUUGUAAUAUUGAUUAUAUUGCAUUUGGUGUUUUAUCUGUAAAUUAAAUCCAUUUUUUUAUAAUAUAUGUUUUUAAAAAGA